Messenger RNA from Pocillopora meandrina, 4821 nucleotides. The record is from the annotation of a GenBank genome assembly. Lineage: Eukaryota; Metazoa; Cnidaria; Anthozoa; Scleractinia; Pocilloporidae.
AUGAACAGCAUAAAAGAAGCUAUAUCAGCUAUCUCCAUAGGUAUAAUGGUCGCCGAGUUCCUUCGCAAAACUAGUCGCGUGUUGCAAGCCAUCGAGGUGUACAAGGAAUGUUUGAUUAUAUUACACAGUCAAACGCAGGCUAUCGAUAGUUCAUUGGCAAACUUUACAUUCCGAGAAAUCUACGAAGAAUUAAUCUGUGCUUACGUUUCUAUAAAGGAUUACACAAGUUCAGAAAAAUACCUCAGGGAACUCCUCCUAUACCUAGACUCUAAUGACACCGCUGAAAAAGGAUGGCUACAUUUAAGGCUGGCAGAAAUACUUCAGAUACAAAGUAAAUUAAUGGAGGCCUGGAAAUUUUACGAAUCAGCAAUCAACAUCAUGAAAACGAUGGGAAACACGCAUGGCUUGGCAAAAUGUUACGCAAAACUCGGAAUAAUGUUCCAAUCGCAUUGUCAAUAUGACAAAGCCAUAGAAUAUCAGGAGAAAGCACUCGCUAUCAGAAUAGAAAUUGGUGACAGGAAUGGAGAAGCAACCAGCUACGGAAACCUAGGAGCUUUGUUUCAUUCACUCGGUCAAUAUGGCAAGGCUCGAGAAUAUCAGGAGAAAGCACUCGCUAUCAAAAUACAAAUUGGUGACAGGAAUGGAGAAGCAACCAUCUACGGAAACCUAGGAGCUACGUUCCAGUUACUCUUUCAAUAUGACAAGGCCCGAGAAUAUCAGGAGAAAGCACUCGCUCUCAACAAAGAAAUUGGUGACAGGGAUGGAGAAGCAACAAGCUAUGGACAAUUAGGAACUUUGUUUCAUUCACUCGAUCAAUACGACAAGGCUCGAGAAUAUCAGGAGAAAGCACUCGCUAUCAGAAUAGAAAUUGGUGACAGGAAUGGAGAAGCAACCAGCUAUGGAAACCUAGGAGCUUUGUUCCAGUUACUCGGUCAAUAUGACAAGGCCCGAGAACAUCAGGAGAAAGCACUCGCUAUCAAAAAAGAAAUUGGAGACAGGAAUGGAGAAGCAACAAGCUACGGAAACCUAGGAACUUUGUUCCAGUUACUCGGUCAAUAUGACAAGGCCCGAGGAUAUCAGGAGAAAGCACUCGCUAUCAAAAAAGAAAUUGGAGACAGGAAUGGAGAAGCAACCAGCUAUGGAAACCUAGGAGCUUUGUUCCAGUUACUCGGUCAAUAUGACAAGGCCCGAGAAUAUCUGGAGAAAGCACUCGCUAUCAAAAAAGAAAUUGGAGACAGGAAUGGAGAAGCAACAAGCUACGGAAACCUAGGAACUUUGUUCCAGUUACUCGGUCAAUAUGACAAGGCCCGAGGAUAUCAGGAGAAAGCACUCGCUAUCAAAAAAGGAAUUGGGGACAGGAAUGGAGAAGCAAUCAGCUACGGAAACUUAGGAGUUUUGUUCAAAUCACUCUAUCAGUAUGACAAGGCCCAAGAACAUCAGGAGAAAGCACUCGUUAUCAAUAAAGAAACUGGUGACAGGAAUGGAGAAGCAACAAGCUACAGGAACCUAGGAACUUUAUUCCAAUCACUCAGUCAAUAUGACAAGGCCCAAGAAUAUCAGGAGAAAGCACUCACUAUCCAUAAAGAAAUUGGAGACAGGACUGGAGAAGCAACCAGCUACAGAAACCUAGGAUCUUUGUUUCGAUCACUCUGUCAAUAUGACAGGGCCCGAGAAUAUCUGGAGAAAGCACUCGCUAUCAAUAUAGAAAUUGGUGACAGGAAUGGAGAGGCAACGAGCUACGGAAACCUAGGAACUUUGUCCCAGUCCCUUUGUCACUAUGACAAGGCCCAAGAAUAUCAGAAGAAAGCACUCGCUAUAAGAAUAGAAAUUGAUGACAGGAGAGGAGAAGCAACAAGCUACAGUAACCUAGGAACUUUGUUCCAAUCACUCUGUCAAUAUCACAAGGCCCGUGAAUAUCAGGAGAAAGCACUCGCUACCAAUAAAGAAAUUGGAGACAGGAAUGGAGAAGCCACCAGCUACAGUAACUUAGGAACUUUGUUCCAAUCACUCUGUCAAUAUCACAAGGCCCGUGAAUAUCAGGAGAAAGCACUCGCUAUCAAUAAAGAAAUUGGAGACAGGAAUGGAGAAGCAACAAGCUACGGAAACCUAGGAACUUUGUUCCAGUUACUCGGUCAAUAUGACAAGGCCCGAAGAUAUCAGGAGAAAGCACUCGCUAUCAGUAUAGAAAUUGGUGACAGGAAUGGAGAAGCAACAAGCUACGGAAACCUAGGAACUUUGUUCCAAUCACUCUGUCAAUAUCACAAGGCCCGAGAAUAUCAGGAGAAAGCACUCCCUAUCAAAGUAGAAAUUGGUGACAGGAAUGGAGAAGCGAACAGCUGCGGAAACCUAGGAACUUUGUUCCAUUCACUCUGUCAAUACGAUAAGGCCCGAGAAUAUCAGGAGAGAGCACUCGCUAUCAGAAUAGAAAUUGGUGACAGGAAUGGAGAAGCAACCAGCUACGAAAACCUAGGAACUUUGUUCCAAUCACUCUGUCAAUACGACAAGGCCCGAGAAAAUCAGGAGAAAGCACUCGCCAUCAUGAUAGAAAUAUGUAACAGGAAUGGAGAAGCAUCAAUCUACGGAAACCUAGGAACUUUGUUCCAAUUACUUGGUCAAUAUGACAAGGCUCGAGAAUAUCAGGAGAAAGCACUUGCUAUCAGUAUAGAAAUUGGUGACAGGAAUGGAGAGGCAACCAGCUGCAGAAACCUAGGAGCUUUGUUCCAAUCACUCGGUCAAUUUGACAAGGCCCAAGAAUAUCAGGAGAAAGCAAUGGCUGUCAAAAUAGAAAUUGGUGACAGGAAUGGAGAAGCAAUAAGCUACGGAAACUUAGGAAUUUUGUUCCAAUUACUCGGUGAAUAUGACAAGGCCCGAGAAUAUCAGGAGAAAGCACUCGCUAUCACAAUAGAAACUGGUGACAGGGAAGGAAAAGGAACAUGCUAUGAAAUCCUCACGGAUUUGUUUAUCUCUCUUGGCAAGUAUGCAAAGGCUGACGACUAUCGAAAGAAAGCAAUGGAAAUUAGAAAGGGUAUCGAUGAUAGAUGCGGAGAAGCAGCAAAUUACAGACAGCUUGGGCUAAUUUCAGAAAAGUGUGGUGAAUAUGACAAGGCUCAAGAAUAUUACGAGAAAGCCCUUUCAAUUCACAUGGAAAUCGGUAGGAAAGAAAGAAUAGUAGUCAACUACAGCGAUUUAGGAAUGUGUCUCCUCACGCUUGGUAAAUAUGACAUGGCCGAAGAAUACCUUAAGCAGGCUCUCCUAUUAAGUAGGGAUAUUGGACAAAACUUGAACGAGUUUACCUGCCUUUUACAGCUAUCGGUGUUAAAUUUGUCACAAGGUCAUCUUGAAGAGGCUUCUACGUAUCUUUUUCAAGGCAUCGAAAAGUUCGAAACUUUGAGGGGUUUUCUUAAAGAAAACGACCAGUUUCAAAUAUCUCUUUUAGAAAGGCACGGCACCUUUCCUUACAAGUUGUUCAGUGAGUUGCUUUCUUCCACUGGAAAGCCUCAAGACGCCCUUUACGUCGAAGAACUGAGAAGGGCAAGAGGCCUGGCCAACUUGAUGGCAGCUCGGUACUCUAUUCAAGAGCAGAUCUCAAGCGAUCCACAGUCUUGGAGUGGCAUUCAAAGGAUCAUCGCAAAAGAAGCAGACUGCGCAUGCCUGUACAUUUCGGUUGGUACAAAUGAUGUACGGUUUUGGAUAUUUAAAGCAACGGGAGCUCUUCAUUUUUCAAAAAAGAAAGUGAGCUUGGACAAAAACAGGAUGACCGGAAUAGUCCCUGAGUUGGAUGAGUUUUUUAAAGAAGCCUUCCACACCCGCUCUAUUUUACCCGAACAGAAUUGCGAAGAUCGAUCUUUAGAUGACACCGAACUGAUGUCAUUUCACUACGGCAACCGCUCAGUGCUGCGUGACUAUGAUGCCAAAGAUUUCAAAACAAGUCUUCACUUGUGUUACAAGAUAAUUAUCGCUCCUGUGGCCCGUUUACUGAAGCAGCCCGAGAUCAUAAUUGUCCCUGAUUCCUGUGUGUACCAAGUGCCAUUUGCAGCCUUGGCUGACGAAGGAGGCAAGUAUCUAUCAGAGACAUGCAGAAUUCGGAUAGUUCCCUCUCUGACGACUCUCAAGCUUAUUGAAGACAGUCCUCUAGACUAUCACAGUCAGAUCGGGGCUCUAAUAGUGGGUGACCCUGUGGUUGGAAAGGUGAUUUACAAGGGAAAGUGCAGAAAUAUGAUACCAUUGCCGUGUGCAAGAAAGGAAGCAAAGAUGAUUGGAAGACUUCUUGGCGUAACGCCUCUGAUAGGACAUUCCGCGACAAAGCAUUCUGUACUCCAAGCGAUAAAUUCAGUGAGCCUGAUACACAUUGCUGCCCAUGGAUAUCCCGAAAGAGGGGAGAUUGCUCUCUCUCCCAAGCACCAUUCCCCACUCCCACCUUUUCCUCGAGAAGAAGAUUAUCUUUUGACGAUGGCCGAUAUUUCAAAAACUCGGUUGCGAGCUAAACUAGUGGUGCUUAGUUGUUGUCACAGUGCUCGUGGACAGAUUAGAACCGAGGGAGUUAUUGGAAUUGCCCGAGCGUUCUUAGGAUCCGGAGCUCGUUCAGUGUUAGCAGCACGAUGCACCCUGGAUGACAUAGCCACAGAGCAGUUCAUGAAUUGUUUCUACAAACAUUUGUUCCGCGGUGAAAGCGCCAGUGAGUCUCUCCAUAAGGCCAGGAAGUGGAUGAGAAAUAACGGCUUUGAGAAAGUUUCUCAAUGGGCGCCAUUUAUGAUAAUAGGCGACAACGUCAAAUUUGAUUUUGGAGACUGGCCGGAGCCUAGCGCAACUCAAGAGCCAUGA